Molecule: messenger RNA, 805 nt
Organism: Centruroides sculpturatus (bark scorpion)
Lineage: Eukaryota; Metazoa; Arthropoda; Arachnida; Scorpiones; Buthidae
Exons: 1
Source: RefSeq, a predicted model, not a curated record
AAACCCUAUUCUACAAAGUUUGAGGACUUCAUAUCUGAAAGGAGUGAUGAUGAUGGUCUGGACACAUUUUAUUGUGAAAUUUUGAAGGAUGAUAGGCAACUGCAAGAUCUAUGGUCUAUUAUCAAAAUUUCUCUUUCUUUCUCACAUGGGAAUGCAAGUGUUGAGAGUGGUUUCUCGGUUAACAAAUCACUGUUGAGUGAAAAUCUUAAGGAAGAAAGUUUAGUUGCUCAACGCUUAGUUUAUGAUGGGAUCCAUUUUGCAGGAGGUAUUGAUCAAAUAAAUAUAGACCAGAAAAUGUUGUUAACAGUCAGAGGAUCUAGACAGCGAUAUAUUGAAUCUCUGCAACAGAAAAAAGAUAUUCAGAAGCAGCAGACAUUGAGGGCUGAAGAAAAAAGAAAACCUACACAACAACUUAAGGAUUUAAAACAACACAAGAAAAUGUUAAGAAAAGAUCACGAAAAGGAAGAAAAAGAGAUUGAAAUGAAAAUAAAUACACUUGAGGAGAAAAGGCUAAAACUACAUUAAUAUAAUAGUUUUUGUGUUUUGUGAAUUGUAAUUCAAUUUUUAUUUUCUAAUUAUCUGUAUAUUGAAAAAAGAGGAUUAAUACUAAGAAGUUUCUCUGUAUUUUGAUUGUCCAUUUUGUAAAAAAAUAAAAAGAUUUUACAAUAAAUUAGAUGCAUUUGUUAGAGAAGCUAUAGUAUAAACUUACAGCUAUUCCUCUAUGUACAAUCAUUGAUUUUUUUUACAUAGGGAAAAUGCUUUAUUUAAAAAUUUUUAAAUUUAACUUUUUGUUAAAAUUACAUUG